AUCUGCUGAGCUCGACCUAAUCCUCGAGAACUGUAGUAGCUAGGCUGUAAUAAUGUUCUAAUGUAACCCCCCCCCCUCCCCAGUGCGUGCAGCGGAGAUAACAGGUGGGCGGCCAGAAGCGCAACUUUCCCUUUAAGACUUUCUGUCCAGGCUGCGUAGAGCCUUCAUGAAUGAAACCACGUGACCAAACAUCAUAUGACGUCUGGCCUCGGCACAAGAGAAAGAGGAUCAACAAGGAGAAGGCGGAGAGGAGCGGAGCUGCGAUUUCCCAGCCGAGAAGAGCGAGCAAACUUACUCACCGCCGCCUCAGCUCACACUUUUUCACCCUCUUCUGGCGCUGAAGACGGUUCCCGUCGGGGUUCGACAUCCCUCCCUGGAGUCAGUCAGCUCCGCGCGAACCUGACUGUGCCCUCAUAAAGGCUGGAGAAGAGGAACGGAGUGAGACGAGGGAGGAAACGGCAGCCAAAGAGAAAGGAGAGGAAAAGACGAGUGGAGAGGUGGAGGAGAGGAGAUCUGCGUGGUUUGGAAGCGGCUCUCGUGGCAUGACGACCACUAACAAGGGAAACAAGGCCUUGAAGGUGAAGCGGGAGCCGGGCGAGAAUGGCACGAGCCUCACGGACGACGAGCUUGUGUCCAUGUCGGUGCGGGAGCUGAACCAGCACCUGCGGGGUCUGACCAAGGAGGAGAUCCUGCAGCUGAAGCAGCGACGGCGCACGCUGAAGAACCGCGGCUAUGCUGCCAGCUGCCGCGUCAAGCGCGUCACGCAGAAGGAGGAGCUGGAGCGGCAGAAGGCGGAGCUGCAGCAGGAGGUGGAGAAGCUCGCUUCGGAGAACGCCAGCAUGAAGGUGGAGCUGGACGCCCUGCGCUCCAAAUACGAGGCGCUGCAGAGCUUCGCCAGGACUGUGGCCCGAGGGCCCGUGGCACCGGUCACCAAUGCCGCUGUGCCCAUCUCUGCCCGUGGCCCACUGGCCUCCGUCAUAGGGCCCCUCGUACCGGGCAAGGUGGGGGCCACCAGUGUCAUCACAAUAGUAAAGUCCAAAACGGACGCGAGGUCUUAGUACAGGCCAGGAUUUGUGGGAGAGGAUUGGGAGAGAAAAGAGAGAGCGCGAGAGGUUUGGUCAGUGCAUCACAAUUUAGGCACAUUUUAACCCAUUUUAAAGUCAAAAGGUCAAACUGCUACAAGUUUUACUCCUCACCAUAUGGGGAGGUCGAUGUGAAGGACACCCGAAACGGGGCAUCCUAUAAUAAUGCUUCCCAUCUGAUGUGGUCAGUUCAGCCUCUUCUUUUGUGUAAAGGAUGAGCCCACAUCAAGGACGCUUUAAUUAAAACACCUGGGCUUCCAGAAGCAUCUCCAAAUUAGAAAAGCUGAAAAAGAUGCAGCGAAAUCUGUUUUAGUAAGUGUCCCUAGUGACUGCAGUGAGCACUGUUGUUUAUAUAGUGUUCUGGUUUUUGUACGAUAUUGUUUGACUUUAGGGCCCAAGUGUAUUUUCUGUGUUUGUUUUGUUUCUAUGACGAUCUGUGAUUUUUAUGCAGCGUUUUUUGAGAUUCGUUGUGUUUCCGAUAUGCUGUAUUUUUGCUGUUUUUCCGUCCUUUUGUAUUUUUGGAGUCGGUCGAUAAAAAAAAGAAAAAAAAACAAAAACACUGAAGAGCGUAAAGAACAUAGACUUUAUGUUCUCUUCACGUUCUCUUCCUUUCUCGUUCUUCACCUCGGUCUUCUAAAGCAUCCGAACUGAACCUUAGACAUUUUAUGUGAUGGAUACAGUCUAAAUAUAAAGGUGCUUCAGAGAGUUUGAUUGAGACAUGCUUAAAGAAUCAGUUUCUAUUAAAUAAAAAUAGAACUUUUACAUUGACAUUAACUUUUUAAAAUGUUCUUCACACAUAUUUUUCUUAUUGUACAAAAAUGGUUCAAAUAGCCCUCAGUAGCACCUUUAUUGUUAAGAGUGUUCUGUCAAAAUAAGUCAGGUCAGAAAAAUGUGAGUUUGUUCAGGGCCCAUUCAUUGGUGUAUUAUCUCCACUUUGAGCUUUAAAAGCUUAAUAAUUCUGAAUAUUUUCCCACAAUGAUUACAGUGUAGAAAUAAGGUGCUAAGGCGUUCUCUGAGUGAGUCAGAGAAGAACCAUGUUUGGUUUCAUAAUAAAGACAUUUUUUGUAAAAACAAAGCUUUGCAAUUGGUAAAGAUCACUAAACAUCUUUUAUACAAAAUUGACCUUAAAUCCAGUUUCCAGUCUUGGAUCCAGUAAUUACUGAAAAGGGGAGGGGACAGUUGUGGCACUUGUACCAAUGAUCACAAAUUCCUGGAGCUGAAACUGGAUUCAAGGGCCAUAUUUGAAGACCUCAGAAGUUCAGUCAGAGAACCCUUUGUAGCACUGAUCAAAUUGUAGGAAAAACAGAUCUUGUUCUGGUCCCAUUCUUAGAGCAUUGUUGUGCUCAACUUCUUCCCUUCUUUCUCCUGAUCUUCAGAUUUGUCUGUGAAUGGCGGUCCUGAACACACUCUACUGUAGAUGCCAUCCAGAUGUAUAUUUGUUUAAAAAAAAAAAGAAGCCCUUGUCCCUUUAUCUGUGCCUAUUGUUGUGCACUGACCAGCCACUGCAGAAAAGGGAGACCAGAGGAGAGUGAGCUGAUGUUCGUUGUUCGUAUGGUAGCUAUCAGGAUUACUGAGACCAGUUUAUGUGAUUGGGUAGUCCUUUUUUCAGGAGAAAUAAUAAUAAAAAGGAUUUCUUUCUUUUUAUAAAAGUUUAUUGGCGAGGCAAUAAGAUAUUUAUGUUGUGAAAAAGGCUAAACUGCUGAUUUUUUUUAUUUUCCUUCGUGGAGCUAGUGAAAAGGUCGUCUUGUGUUUUUUAUAGUUCUUAUGCUGGCAAAAAAAGUACUUAUUUACUAUUUACUUUACAUUGAUUAUGAAGUAUUAGCUAUUAGCUGAUAGCUAGGUUAGUAGCUAGAUAAGUUUCCCCUGUCUUUGCCUUUUAGUAGCUCCAGAGAGGGAUCCGCAUCACUUGAUGGUUCGUCCCCCUUUUAAAAAUGUGGAGAAAAGUGGAAAAAAGGUCUUAAGUGUCGCAGGAAAAAGAAAACAACACUUCCUCUUCUUCUUCUUAUUCUUCUUCGUAUUUGAAACUGGGACUAUCUGGUUGCAUAAACCGGUGAACUCUCACAAGCUUUACCAUAAAUCUGUCGCUGUGACGUUGCGUAACGUAUUCUAAGAAUCUUUGUCUAUAUGGUGGAGUCUUGAAUUUUAUAUAAAAAAACAAACACACACACAGACAUAGAGUAUCUUGCAUUAUUUAUAAAACAUAAAAAGAAUAUAAAGUUGUUUGAUAUCUCUUUUUUGCAAUUGUACCAAAAGUGGCUUAACUAUUGAAGUUGAUAGCUUUUUCUAGUGACUAGGCGCGUAAAAACUGUGGACUAGCGCGUGUGGUGUGACGUGUAAGUGAUAAGGUGAUGGUACUGUUCACUAUUUUUGGAUGUGACGCUCUUCUGUUCUUACUUUGGCCAAACGCAGGUGAUAGACUUGCGUAUCCCACAAGCCUCCGCUCUCCCUUCCUAAUGCCUACCCCUUACAGUUUUUUUUUUUGUUUUGUUGUUUUUUGGAACAAUAGCACUUAAAUAAGUUGGGUCAACAUCAAAAUGCCAGAGGUAUUUAACAGAGGCGUUUUGCUGUCCCCUAGAAUUGGCCUUUUGAGUGAACUCCGCAGCAGAUGACAAGUUUGACAAAAAGUCAUGUGUUUUUUCCUUAAGGUUUAAAGGGGAAUUCCACCAGUUGUAUAAGGCUUUUUUUUACCAUAAUUCAGUAGUUGAAUAUGUUAAAGUCAUUCAGGUUUGGUUUGAGAUGAUUUAUUGAAGAGAAAUUUGCUAACUCUGAUUUAUCUACAGUAGUGAUGAUAGGAAUCAGAAGUACAUAAUUCUAGCCUUUUUAUUUACUAUCCAAAACAUGAAUAACUUGCUGCUACUGUUUUUUUUAAUUCAUCUUAACAACAGUACUAUAAAAACAGAUUUGUGCCAUCCUCACUUUUGGGAGAUGUCCAUUCUAAGAUACAGUCGUUGAAUCUUACAGAUACUGUUACAACACAAUAUACAUAUGUAUAAAUGCCUACCCCACAUUAAAGAAUUGACGUCAAAAACUAGUGGGAUUCCUCUUUAAAGGCUGCGGAGGAGCAGCAGUGCAACUGGGUGAGCUUUUGUGCUCUAAUGCCAAUGGGACUGGGCACAGUUUCCUUGACAUCAGCAAGACUGAGUCUCUGCGCCCUAUUUAGUGACAACUAUACUUGCUAUAUUUGUAUUCCUCUCUUUCUGGGGAAAAAGCAGCUUUUUGAAACUAUUGAAAUUGAAAUUCUCAGGAAAGUGGACCUACGGCAGGGGGUUUGUGGGAUACGAUUAAGGAUAGUGUGGUCUCAUCACCUCUGUUUGAUAGUCUAUUUUUUUUGUGAUGUGUGAUUUUUAUAUUUUUGGUGUAAAAUGUUUCUAUGGUAGAUUCUAUUUAAUGUAUUAUGUUGGGAUUUUAUUUUAUUUUUUUGGUUAUUUGUCAUUUUCUUUAAAUGCCAGGGAAGUGACACUGCACUGAUUUCAACAUACAAAACGAAGCGAAAGCACCGCUCUCGCUCUCGCUGCUCCCGCUGUCUUUCAAAAGGGCCUUCUGCUUCAGCUUAAAGUGUUAAAAGGGUUCCUGCGGGUGCAGCGCUGGAGUGCCGAGUGCGUCCCUGGUUCUGCCACUGAAUGCUCCAUGAGCUGCAGGUCGAGGGAGCACCGCGAAAGUAUUUUAUUGCGGAACAAAAAACCCUACGAUGAUUGUGUGGAAGGUCAUGUCUUUCACGUUAUGCUGAGAACAUGUUGUUAUACAAGUACUGUAUGCAACGGUACAGAGGUUUUCCUGUUACGGUAAAACGUAGCAAAAUGAUUAGCUCAAAUAGGCCCAGUAAGGCCUCACACCAGCCACAAUAUACUUGAUCUUUUAAGCCCCGUCUUAGUUAAACUAUACAUUAUUACAAUAUACCAUCUCCAGAGUUUGGAUUGUAAGUCUGAGUUUUCAGCUCCAGUCAUUCGGAAGGGCCACUGUGAUCCACAGUGUCUUCAGUGCACCUGAUUCACCUCAUGAAGGGCUUCAUAAUUAGCAGAUGAACUGAAGCAGGUGUGUUACGGUUUGAGAAGUGUGCAGCAUGGUGGCUCUGAAGACUCGAGCUGAGUGUGUGACAAUCCAAACAGAACCAUACAGCACUCAACUACUCCUUAUUCUACAAUCAGAAGCCUUUUAAUUACGUUGUUUUUCUUAUGUAAAUACAUAUCCACUGGACAGUUUUAUCAUGGCCUGAUUGGAUUUAGAUUGUUUGCCCACAGUACUGUGCAAAAGUCACCCUUCAUUCAUUUCAUUUCCACAUUUAUAAGAUGCUCCAACAUCUGAAUCUGCUGUCACUGCUGUCUGAAUGCUCAGAGAUCCACCUUUUUACCUUUAUUACAGCUUCAGUUUCAGUGUUUCUGCUGAAGAUUUUCGUACACCUCUUGGCACAUUUAGCAAUGCUGAGGUGGACUAGGGUGGACAAGAAGAAGCUGUACAGUUUCCCAUCAAUCCUGUUUAUCUGAUAGGGGUGGUUUUGGUGGUUUAUCAGGACCUGCACUAGUUUGGAACUUGUUUGAAAAAAAUCCCUUGAUUUGUAUCUUGCUCGUGUCCCCUCAGCCAUGUCUCCUCAUAAAUAAAUAACCUGGCUGCUUUAAGUGGAAACUAAAUGAAAGAUGGGUGAUCUUGACAUUUUCUUAGUACUGUAACAGGAUUUUUGGCAAAAUAAGGAUUAGCUUGAAACAGGCUAUUACUAUGGCAACUUGAACAGCCCCAAUAGGAAGCUAUUUCUAAAUGCACUGACUGUAAACACAACACACCGAAUCUGUGUUUAUACAGCUUCUGGCUGUAUUAGCUGAUGAUGUACUAUGGAACCGUUACGUUUAACGUUGUCCAGCAUGGAAAUCAGCACAUGCUGUUGGGGGUUUAAACGUACUUAUCAGGCCUUACACAUAAUGAGCUCCUUUUUAAAAGCUGCACUUAUCUGGCAUUUAGGUUUGGAUAACUAUUGUAGGUAUACAGUAUUUAUAUGGAUUCCUUUUUGUUUUUCUAUCAAUGUAAAUCAAGAAAAUGAACUUCCUCUGACUGGUUAAUCUGUGAAAUUGUUCUGUAAAUGGAGUCUUUGGUCCAUUUUUGGCGUUGCUUUCGUAACCAAUGGUAGCGUUCUCCUAUUGGCUGUGGCAGUUCUGUGGCGUGUCUGACAUAACAGUGUGAGCAGUGUGUUUUUAAGGGUUUUCAAAAUGAAUUCUAACUAGCUUACUAGCGAACAAUGGCGUGCUCCUCGUCCAAGUGCUCGUGUUCCAGGUAGCGCCACCACGCCUAGCUAUAAACUAACGCUCCUCCUCUUCCCCUUCUUCACCUUCGCUUCCUUCGGCGGGAGAGGACGAGCGGCUUGGCUUGUUCACGUACGUCAUUGUUGUCGUCGUUGUGGUGACUUGGUGUAGAAGUGAACAUAUGAAUUAUAUGCAAAUUAGCGGGCAGUAGGGAGGGCCCUUUUUGUUUUUUGUUUUUUUGGGACUUGCAGUUCAGUAACCACAGAAUUGAUCAUGAGAGACGCCAUUUUAUUCUAUUUAUUUUUUAUUUUCUUUUUUUUGCUGUAAAAUUCACUCAAGACUCCUCCCUUCACAAAUGAAAUACAUGUUGUAAUGUAAUGUUUAUCACAUGACGCAACAGUUGUUCUCAUUUUACCUCAGUGGUUGAGUUUAGAGUUUCUCUGAGCUGUACUUUUUUUUUUUUUCUCUGCUGCUAAUUACAAUUUCAGUGCCCCGCCCCGUUUUUAAACUCAUACUACAUGUCCCAAUAACCAAAAGCAGUGGUUAUUGAAAUACAGCAAAGUGAGACAAUCCUGGCUUGAAAACGAUGUGCUGCUGAGAACUGUCAGCUUUUUAAAAAAUGUAAUUUAGAUGACCCCAAGCCAAGCCGUGACCGGCUCUUUUGUCAGCAGAUCAAUAGCGAGCGCCGAGCCGAGCCAGAGCUCAGCAUAGUCUCAAGUGUCCGGUCCUGUUGCCUGGUGCACUACCCUAAAAACGCAAGACUUUGUCCUACUUCUUCCCGAGUGUAACUAUUAGUGUGUUAACCACGCUGUGCCGCGCUCAUACACUGUAUCGAAUGACUUCUAUUCAUUCUUGCCUUGUUGCCGAUAGCCCAGAUGUGUUUCUGGUCUGCCACGUUCCCAACAGAGCUUUCCUUUUUAGGCCUCCUGGGACGAGCAUUAAGAGGUUUUAUUUCUGGGCAAAGACAAAUGAGUCUCAAAUAGUCUACAAAGAGGCUCUUUUCUUUUUCUUUUUUUCAUUCCCGUCUCUUGUUAAGGUUAAAGAAACCCAGUUUUCUUUCCCCCUCCACUUCAUAACAGCCUGGUUUGUUUUUUCAGAGGUUUAAAUGAUUAACUCCUCAUCACGCCUGUUAACGUCUAAAGCCAUCCCUGUUGUUUUGGGACGAGCUCCUCACGCCACAGUUCUACAGCUUGUAAAUCAAUACAAUGAGGAUCCUAUGUUGAAGGGCACUGGGGUGUGUCAUUAGGCCUUUUGGGCCUUUUUUGAUUUGAAUGAAAUGAAAUGAGGCCGGUUGUCUGGAUGCGAGGCCGCACUUGGGAGAAAUAUGUUUCGUUGACCAAUGUUGUUUGUUUGCGACCUGAUUUGUUUGUUUGUAUGUUUGUUUGUUUACUGUCUUUCUUUCUUUCUUUUUUUCUUUUUGUCUCCCCUGUUCUUCCUCUUUGCUUCACUUAAACCACAUUCAAGUCCAUGUACAAACAGUGAGCUGAAGACUGCAAAAUUGACUACACCUUAUCAUAGGAGUGGUGUUUUUUUUUUUAAUUUUUUU
Messenger RNA from Astyanax mexicanus (Mexican tetra), 7856 nucleotides. RefSeq names its product v-maf avian musculoaponeurotic fibrosarcoma oncogene homolog Gb (gene mafgb). NCBI's taxonomy places the organism in Eukaryota, Metazoa, Chordata, Actinopteri, Characiformes, Acestrorhamphidae. Gene Ontology annotation, cellular component: nucleus. The record is from RefSeq and is a predicted model, not a curated record. Gene Ontology annotation, molecular function: RNA polymerase II cis-regulatory region sequence-specific DNA binding; DNA-binding transcription factor activity, RNA polymerase II-specific. Gene Ontology annotation, biological process: regulation of transcription by RNA polymerase II; regulation of epidermal cell differentiation. The transcript is spliced from 4 exons. Bases 543 to 1058 code for a protein of 171 amino acids.